Messenger RNA from Aspergillus uvarum CBS 121591, 1138 nucleotides. RefSeq lists its product as uncharacterized. The coding region runs from base 146 to 1138 and encodes 330 amino acids. NCBI's taxonomy places the organism in Eukaryota, Fungi, Ascomycota, Eurotiomycetes, Eurotiales, Aspergillaceae. The transcript has a single exon. The record is from RefSeq and is a predicted model, not a curated record.
CUCGGUUGUUGUUCAUCAACAACCACCCUCCACACUUAGUCUCUUCACAAGCAAGCUCUCUACCCCCCCCUCUCUCUUUGCUUGCACAAAGUGCAGCUUAGCAGCAGCAUCAGCACCAGCAGCAGUGCUGAGAACCUCCGCGAAGAUGGCCCCCACCGCCAUAACCCUCUAUUCCACCCUCGCCCUCCUCUGCACCACUUUUCUGAAUGUCGGCAGCGCCUCACCGGUCUUCGACCCUGUGUCCUCGACGCAACACCUCCUCCAGUCCGAGCUUGAGCCUGAGCAUCAAGACCCCGCGCCCUACCACAUCUACCCAUCGCCCACCCCGGACUCCCCCUUCCUCUCCCACCCCGACUCCGAUGAGGAAGAAAUCUCCAAAGCCCCCAGCUGGUUCGAAUCCACCCUCCUCGCGCGCCGGCUCCUCGCCCUCUCCCCCACCGGCACCGCCUCAACCAUCUUCCCGUCCCCGCUCCCCAAACACACACGCGCCUACGCCCACAUCCCCGACAAUGUGGCCGGCCACUCCAUCAGCCUGAUCGAGUACCUGUCGGACUGCGAGCAUGCCCUGUCCCCCACCGCAUCCUCACCCCAGGACGAAGGAAAGGGCGGGCACGGCAACCCGAUCUUCCUGGCCCUCAACAUCGCCACGACCUUCCGCAACACCGCGCACGGCUCGAAUCUCUCGCUGUCCCUGUCGUGGUGGGACCACGUCAACCGCACCGAGCCCGUCUUCCCUGGCUUCCCGUUGAGUCCGGCGGGCUUGCCCCGCGUGACGCUUUUGGGGUAUGUGGAGGGGAUCGAUUUCUCGGAUUAUACUACUUCCGGCAAGGGUGAGGGGGAGGAGGCGGAGAAGGAGGCGGAGGAGGUGGAGGCGCGACUGACGGAGUGCUAUCUGCGGGCGCAUCCGGAUGCGAAGGCGUGGUUGCCGCAUCGGAAGGGGGCGCCGCAUGAGAGCUUUUGGGCCCGGUUGGUGGUCGAGCAGGUGUAUUGGGUGGGCGGGUUUGGCGGGUUGCAGCAGAUUGGGUGGGCAAAUUUGUCGGAGUGGCGGGGCGUUGGGCGGUGGGGGUCGGCGGGGGAUUUGGGAGAUGGAAGUGGCAGGGGGUGGGAGGGGGUGAGGUUGCCUGGGGAGGAUGAGUAG